Molecule: messenger RNA, 1809 nt
Organism: Naegleria gruberi
Lineage: Eukaryota; Heterolobosea; Eutetramitea; Acrasida; Naegleriidae
Exons: 2
Biological process (GO): piecemeal microautophagy of the nucleus; autophagosome assembly; C-terminal protein lipidation
Cellular component (GO): phagophore assembly site; cytoplasm
Molecular function (GO): Atg12 activating enzyme activity; Atg8 activating enzyme activity
Source: RefSeq, a predicted model, not a curated record
AAUGGUACAUUAUAUAAUGCUAAUACUAUUGAAGAAUUUAAUAAUUAUGAUAAAAAGAGUAUUUUAAGAAAUGUUGGAUUAGAAACAAUUUAUAACAAAAUUGUUAAUCAAGAAUGGUUAAAAAAUCCAAAUGAAUUAACUCACUUUUUAUUAUUAACAUUUGCAGAUUUAAAACAACAUGCUUUCCAUUAUUGGUUUGCAUUUCCAUCUUUAUCUUUAUCUGAUAUGGAAAUUAAAUAUGAAAAAUCAGAAUUAUUAAAUGAAGAAAUUCAAUUAAAAUUACAAAAUGAAUUAUUAACAUUUAAAUCUAAUCAUUCUAAAGAAGAACAUGGAUUUUAUUUAAUUAUUGAAAAUGAAAAUUCUUAUCAAAUUAAAUCACUUUCUGAAUUUGAAAAUGUUAUAAAUGGAAAUGAAAAGUAUUAUUUAGGAUUUUCAGAUCCAUCUGCAUUGAAUGAAUAUCCAUCAAUGAUUUUAAGAAAUUAUUUAUUAGCAAGUUAUUUAACAUUUAAAAAAGAUUUAUUUAAUGUUAUUGCUUUUAGACAAGAUCAAAGUUUAUUAUUAAAAAAUGUUAAAAUUACAACAAGUAUUGAAAAUAUUGAAAAUAUUCAAGAAUUAAAAGAUAAAAUUUCAGUUAUUGGAUGGGAAAAGAAUACUAAAAAUAAAUUAGGACCUAGAUUUACAAAUAUGGGAAGUACAAUGGAUCCAAUUAAAUUAGCAGAAAGUUCAGUAACAUUAAAUUUACAAUUAAUGAAAUGGAGAAUGUUUCCAACACUUAAUUUAGAUAAAUUAGGUAAAACUAAAUGUUUAUUAAUUGGAAGUGGAACACUUGGAUGUCAUGUUGCAAGAAAUUUAAUGGCGUGGGGAAUAUUUAAUAUAACAUUUGUUGAUAGAACACGUGUUAGUUUUAGUAAUCCAGUUAGACAACCAUUAUAUGAAUAUGAAGAUUGUUUAAAUGGUGGUAAAGAUAAAGCAUCAUGUGCUGCUGAACAUUUACGUAGAAUUUAUCCAAAUGUUAAUGUUCAAUCACAUAGUUUAGAUAUUCCAAUGCCAGGUCAUUUCAUUACAGAUCGUCAAAAAACUUUAGAAUCCUAUAAGAAAUUACAUGACCUCAUUGAAGAACAUGAUGUUAUUUAUUUAUUAACUGAUACAAGAGAAUCAAGAUGGUUACCUUCGUUAAUUGGUAUUAGAAAAAAAAAGAUUAUUAUUAAUGCUGCUUUAGGUUUUGAAUCUUAUCUUGUUAUGAGAUAUGGUGUUUAUGGUGAUAAUAGCAAUGAUAACAACAAUAAUGAUAGUACUAAUGAAAACAAUGAUGAAUUUAAAGAAAUGACAUCAAAGAGAUUGGGUUGUUAUUUCUGUAAUGAUGUUGUUGCUCCUGUUAAUAGUACAAAGGAUAGAACACUUGAUCAACAAUGUACUGUAACAAGACCAGGAGUUAGUGCCAUUGCAGGAUCCUUAGCAGUUGAAUUACUUGUUUCAUUGACACAUCAUCCAGAAUAUAAAUAUGCUUCUGCAUAUAAUCCAACAAGUCAAAAUAAUGAUGGACAUGUUGAGUCAGAUUUAGGAGUUGUUCCUCAUCAAAUUCGUGGAUCAAUUUCAAAUUAUCAAACCAAUUUAUUAUAUGGUUCAAGUUAUAAUCAAUGUACUUGUUGUUCUCCAAUUGUUUUGCAAAAUUAUGCAAAGGAUGAUUUUAAUUUCUUGGAACGUUGUUUUAAUGAUUCUAAAUAUUUGGAAGAAUUAACUGGUUUAAAACAAUUACAUGAACAAACUUUGAAAUUAUUGCAAGAUUUUGAUUAUUCAAGUGAAGAAGAA